Messenger RNA from Penicilliopsis zonata CBS 506.65, 624 nucleotides. RefSeq lists its product as hypothetical. Gene Ontology annotation, molecular function: protein binding. The record is from RefSeq and is a predicted model, not a curated record. Bases 1 to 624 code for a protein of 207 amino acids. The transcript is spliced from 2 exons. NCBI's taxonomy places the organism in Eukaryota, Fungi, Ascomycota, Eurotiomycetes, Eurotiales, Aspergillaceae.
AUGCAGUUCCGGUAUUCUAACAAGUCUGGCCCAACCGAUUUCCCUUGGGAGACAGCCAUCCCCAUCUCCCCGUUCUGGGAUACAUGGACCUAUAAAGACUCCUACCCUAUCCUCACUGCCAUCCCAGCAGAGGAGUUUCAACAGUACAACCUGGAUGAAAAGUACGGCUCGGCACCUCAGCAAGAGAAAAUCGAAGUGGUUCUCAAGAUCCUACUCGAGAAACUUCGCUAUGAGGAGUCGAAGUCCGACCUUUACACGACCGACUUUAAGCAGCUGCUGGUCGCCAGAAGACAGGGCCCAACUGAUCUUGUGCCUCUGAAAAACCUUUCUGAAUUCCUGGCCCAGAAUACAGACAGAUAUGCCGAGUCAAACGCUUUGGCUGUGCAGUGUCUGGACUGGCUAGACAAUAAAGUUGGCAAGUCUUCCCCCCAAUCCAUCGGGAGCUGCAAGACAAUUGCCGCGACAGAGUGGAAACAGGGCAAUCGCGAGGAGGCAGAAAAGAUGAUUGCGGAGCUCUUUGAGCGUGUGGAGGGGGUGAAGACAUCCAAAUUUGCAGUCUAUGCGGAUGAUGAGAAGGAAAAUGCGCAGAAAUGGCUGGAGGACUUGAAGAGUAGCACAGAAUAA